Messenger RNA from Nicotiana tabacum (common tobacco), 700 nucleotides. Lineage: Eukaryota; Viridiplantae; Streptophyta; Magnoliopsida; Solanales; Solanaceae. The record is from RefSeq and is a predicted model, not a curated record.
UUUACUUAUUUCUAUACCUUUCUCUUCAUCUUCUUCUUCCUAUACAGAAAGAAUAUUUGAAAUGGAGUUACAGGUUAAUGUUCCAAGAUGGACACCUAGUCCAAACAGAUCACCACAUAGACGCCAAGAAUCUGAGACAGAUAAUGAAAGUGUUACUUAUUCUCAAGAUGAUAUUCCUUUUAACAACAAAAACCCAACCAAAAAUUUCCCAUUUAGUAAUAGUCCACCACCUCAUAUUGCUGCUAUUGAAGCACCAUCUCUUAGGGUUGAUUCUGAAAUAAAAAGGUCCUUAGAAAUGGUACACUAUGAAACACCACCAAUAAUACUUAGGGAAGAGAUUAAGGGAAAUAAUAAUACUACUGGUUUUGCAUAUGAGGAAGUUGUACUCCCUUUUAAUAAUGAAGGAAUUUACUUGACAUGGAAAGAUUUGUGGGUGACAGUGCCAGACAAGAAAACAGGGAGGAGAGCAAUAUUACAAGGGCUAACUGGUUAUGUACAACCUGGUCAAGUUUUGGCCAUUAUGGGUCCUUCUGGUUGUGGCAAAUCCACUCUUCUUGAUACUUUAGCAGGGAGAUUGGAUUCGAACACGAGACAAACUGGAGAAAUCCUCAUCAAUGGUCGGAGGCAAGCUCUUGCUUUUGGCACUUCGGCUUAUGUGACACAAGAUGAUACAUUGAUGACAACACUGACAGUGAANUGA